AUGACAUCAUGUAGUCCGGAGAAUACAAAAAUGGCGCCCAAGACGCGUGCGUCUGACUAUAAGGAUGCCCAGGAUGCUAAGCAUCUUUUGGAUAUGAUUGGAGAAGUUGUACAAAAACAAGCUUAUAGUGAAGCUCUAACGCGUGGUAGGAGUGCGUUGCAAGGACGUUUGUCAGAUGCAAGAUUUCUACAUGGUACAUCGUGGGAACAAGCAAACCAAAAUGUAUGUAGUCUAAAACAUACACAUGAUACUAAUGUUAGGUGGGGUGUCAUUCAUCCGUGUGAUAACAGAUUAGGGAAUCUUUAUUCCGAAGAAAGUGCAAGCCAAUGUUCUACCAGCAGAAUUAGUGGCAACAACUCUGAUUCUGGAUCCUGCGCUCCAUACAGAAAAUUACAAUUAUGUGAUUAUAAUUUAGAAAAAAUAACUGACGCCAAUGUAACGAAUACUCAUAAUUUAUUGGUAGAUGUGUUACUUGCAGCAAAACAUGAAGGAGACUCCUUAUCUAAAUAUAUGAAAGAAAAUCCUAAAAUUAUUCCAAAAUCUAAUGUAUGUACCGUUUUAGCACGAAGUUUUGCAGAUAUUGGAGACAUUAUAAGAGGAAAAGAUCUUUAUGUUGGUAAUAGAAAAGAAAAAGAAAAAGAGAAAUUACAAAAGAAUUUGAAAAAUAUUUUCGCGAAAAUACAUAGUGGAUUGACGAAGAAAGGCGCAGAAGCACGCUACAAAGAUAAUGACGAAAAUUAUUAUCAAUUACGAGAAGAUUGGUGGGAAGCUAAUAGAGCAAAAGUAUGGGAAGCCAUGACAUGUAGCGUAGAAGAUGCUUAUUAUUUUCGACAAACAUGUGGUGGAGAAAAAACUGCGAGUACUAACAAAUGUAGAUGUGUAAAUACCGAUCCCCCAACCUAUUUCGAUUAUGUGCCGCAGUAUCUUCGGUGGUUCGAGGAAUGGGCAGAAGAGUUUUGUAGAAUAAAAGAACUAAAAUUAGAAAAUGUAAAAACACGUUGUCGUGGAGAAAAAGAUGGUGAAAAAUAUUGUAGUCGUAAUGGAUACGAUUGUACGGGAACUAUUAUAAAACGGAAUAUAUUUCGUCCGGAUCCUGAAUGUACUAACUGUUUGUUUGAAUGUAAUCAUUAUCAAGAUUGGAUAGAUAAUAAAAAAAAAGAAUUUGAAAAACAAAAAAAGAAAUGCGAAAAAGAAAUAUAUAACACUUCUACAACAAACAAAAGAACAAAUAAUAAUGUUAAUGUUAUGUACUAUGAUGAUUUCUACAAAGAACUUCAAGGAAGAUAUAGAACAAUCAAUGAACUUUUAAAUUCAUUAAAUGAAGAAACCAAAUGUAAAAGUACAGAAAACACAGAUAAAGAAAGUAAAAUUGAUUUUAAUGAUAGUGAAAAAACUUUUUCUGCUUCCAAAUAUUGUAAGCCAUGCCCUGACUGUGGAGUCGUAAAGCAAGAUGAUGGAAAUUUUAAAGUAAGAGAGGAAACUGAUGCUGAAUGUCAGGUUAAAAAUGACGCUACUCCACUAGAUGGCGUCAAACCCACUGAUAUUGAGGUCCUUUAUAGUGGUGUGGAACGUAAACAUAUUUCAGAAAAAUUAAGCGAAUUUUGUAGCAAACCGGAUGAUCAAUAUGGUAUUAAAAAUGAAAAAUGGGAAUGUUAUUAUAAAAGUAGUGUAGAUAAUAAAUGUAUAAUGCAAACGAAUAAUCAAAAGGUUGAAAGUCAUUCAAAAAUUAUGAAAUUCUAUGAAUUUUUUAUAUUUUGGGUUACGUAUAUGUUAAACGAUUGUAUAGAUUGGAAAAAAAAAAUUACAAAAUGUAUUAAUAAUGGUACGAAAUGGAGAUGUAAAAAUAAAUGUAAGAAUAAUUGUAAAUGUUUUGAAAAAUGGGUCAAAAAAAAACAAGUUGAAUGGAACACGAUGAAAGAACAGUACGAAAAACAACCAGAUCUUGUAAAUAACCGUCAUUUUACAACUCUUGAAUGGUUUCUGGAAGGUCAAUUUUUAAAAACUAUUGAGAAGGCCUAUGGAAAUGAAGAUGCUAUAGAAAAAAUUCAGGAAUUUUUACAAAAGAAGAGUAAACAAGAGGAUGAUGAAAUAAAGGAUAAAAGAGACAUAAUCGAUAUCUUACUUGAACACGAAUUAGACGAAGCACAAGAAUGCAAAGACAAUAAUCGAGAAGAAAAAAAUUGCUCCAAAGAGCCUCACGAUGAUCUUGAUGACGAAGAUGAUUUGUACGAAGAUGAAACGCACUAUAAUCCGUGUAGCGCCCAACCUGGUGGUAGAUACACUGUGCGUGUGAAGGACAUAGCGAAACAAAUGCAUCGAAGGGCAAAAACACAAAUGAGAAAUAAUAGUGUUGUUGAUGAUGAUAACAAGUUGGAAGGCGAUAUAUUUAAGGUGACAUUUAGAAAUGGUGGUAAGGGAAGUGAAUUGCAGGGUGAAAACAUAUGUAACAUUAAUACUACUCAUUCCAAUGAUAGUCGUGGAUCUAAAGGUGAACCGUGUAAAGGCAAAGAUGGUUCAGGUGAGCGCAUGAAAAUAGGAACGGAAUGGUCAUAUAUUAAAGAGAAAGAAAUUUCAUACAAAGACUUCUAUUUACCACCCCGACGACAACAUAUGUGUACCUCAAAUUUAGAAAAUUUAGAUGUUGAGAGUGUCACUAAAGAGGAUAAGGCUAGCCACUCAUUAUUGGGUGAUGUUCAACUGGCAGCAAAAUAUGAAGCAGAAAACAUAAAGAAACUGUAUGUAGAAAAUAACGACCGAAAAGACCAGGAGGCUAUAUGUCGUGCUGUACGUUACAGUUUUGCAGAUAUCGGAGACAUUAUACGAGGAAGAGACAUGUGGGAACAUAAGGAUCAGACAACUCUACAAAAUCAUUUAAAAAGUGUAUUUAAAAACAUUAAAGAAAAACUUCCUGGUAUCCAAGGCAAAUAUGCCGAUGAUGAACGCAACAUACCCGCAUAUAAAUUAUUGAGAGAAGACUGGUGGGAAGCUAAUAGACGUCAAGUAUGGAAAGCAAUGACGUGUGAAAACAACGGUAUUAAGUGUGAUGCCCAUAAUGCUAAGCACCCACCCCCAGACGAUUAUAUUCCUCAACGAUUACGUUGGAUGACUGAAUGGUCCGAAUGGUAUUGUAAAAUGCAGUCACAGGAGUAUGAGAAGUUGAAGGAGGGAUGUAAAAAGUGUAUGGAGAAUAAGGGUAAAAAUUGUAUUAAAGACACUCCAGAAUGUAACGAUUGCAAGCAAGCAUGUGAAGAAUAUAAUAAGAAAAUAAAAGAAUGGGAAAAACAAUGGCACAAGAUUCAAGUACAAUACCUAAUGUUAUAUUAUGAAGCAAACACUACUGCUCGAUAUGGUAUUCAUGCCUAUGCUUAUGCUGUAGGUGAAAAAGACAAACCUGUGGUAGCUUUCUUACAAAAAUUACAAGAAGCAAAUAAAAGCAGUGCUUCCAAACGUUCAAAACGCUCAACCGAUGGUACUACUACCGACACCCUUACCCCAACUACCCCCUACAGCACAGCCGAAGGAUAUGUACAUCAAGAAGCUACAAUGAAUUGUGAUACACAAACCCAAUUUUGUGAAAAAAAACAUGGUGGUACCACACCUACUGGUACAAAUGACACCGACGCACCUUACACCUUUAAACAACCUCCACCAGAGUAUAAGGACGCAUGUGAGUGUGAUGGUAAGUCACCACAAGCGCCAAAGAAGGAAGAAGAAAAAAAAGAUGCGUGUACAAUAGUUAAUUCACUUUUGCAAAAUAAGAAAGCAACAGAUCCUAUAGAUGGGUGUAAUCAGAAAAGUGACGCAAAUUGGGAUUGUGAUCCAAGUACGUUUGUGAAUGAUAAUAAUAAUGGAGCAUGUAUGCCUCCUAGAAGAAUAAAAUUAUGCAUAUACUAUUUAGAAAAUCACACUCAAAAAGGAAAUAUAAAAAAAGAAUUUCAAUUAAGAGAAGCAUUUAUCAAAUGUGCCGGAGCAGAAAUUUUUUUGUUAUGGCAAAAAUACAAAACAGAUAACAACAGUGAUACGAAACUCCAAACCCAAUUAGAAAGUGGACAAAUUCCUGAAGAGUUUAAACGUCAAAUGUUCUAUACAUUUGGAGAUUUUAGAGAUUUAUGUUUGGGAAACGAUAUAGGUAAAGCUGAUAAUACUAAAGAUAUAUCAACUACGGUUAAUCGUAUUUUAAGUGUCACAAAUGGUGAAACACAAACUACAGCUGAAAAUUGGUGGGAAAAAAACGCAGAAUCUAUUUGGCAAGGAAUGUUAUGUGGUCUAUCACAUGCCGUUAGUGCUAGAGACAAAGAGACAGUACAAAAAACACUUACCAACAACCCCUCCUACAAAUACGACCUCGUCAAAUUCAGUGGUAGCGACAAUCCCCCCACGUUGGAGAAAUUCGCACAAACCCCCCAGUUUUUACGAUGGUUUAUUGAAUGGAGUGAUGAAUUUUGUCGUGAGCGUAAGGAGAAGUUGGAUAAAUUGCUGAAGGAAUGUAAGGAAUAUGAGUGUAAUGAGGAAAAUAUGGAUGAGAAAAAAAAAAAAUGUGAGGAUGCUUGUAAAGUAUAUGAAGAAUGGCUUCAAGGUUGGAAAGACCAAUAUAAAAAACAAAGCAAAAAAUUUACAACAGAUAAAGAAAAAAAGGAAUAUAAAGAUGAUCCCGACUUAGACGGCGCAACAUAUGCCUAUCAAUAUUUGAGCAAAAAAUUAAAACCAAUUUGUCAAAAUGGAACUACUACUGACAAAUGUGAUUAUAACUGUAUGGAAAAUGCGUCGAGACAACCACAAACAUCUGCUUGCAGCCAAGAACAACAACAACAAGGAAACACAUCAUCUACACAAAACCAUUUUCCUGAAGCGUUCGAUUGUCCGCCUAAAGAAAUUGGUGACAGGUGCAAUUGUCCUAAACUUCCGGAACCUAAAUAUUGUGUAGACAAAACCGCAUAUGAUAUAAGAAAAGAUGCAGAGAAAAAUAUAAAAGAUAUUUAUAGUAGCAUUAAAGGAAAUGGGGAAAUUUAUAAGGGUAAAUGUAACCCCACAGAAACGAAAAUAGAUGAGAAUGGGAUAAACACGUGUGAAUUCAAAAAAAGAUAUCCUAAUGCAAAUAAUUUAUUGGACACAUCUUGUGAUAAUAAAGGAAAUGAGCGUUUUAAAAUAGGACAAAAGUGGAAUUACAAAUAUAUAUAUAAAAUAGGAAAGAAUUUAUAUAUACCUCCAAGAAGACAACAUAUGUGCAUCAAUCAUUUGAAGCAAAUAAUUAAAUAUACUGAUACGGAUAGUACUACUUUACUGAAAAAGGUUCAAGAAGUAGCAAAAAAGGAAGGAGAUGAUAUAAUAAAGAAACUAUUACCAAAAUAUCCUUGUAAUGAGGAUGUAAUUUGUAAAGCUAUGAAGUACAGUUUUGCUGAUUUAGGUGAUAUUAUUAGAGGAAGGGAUAUAUAUAUAGGUAAUAAUAACCAAAUAGAAAAUAAAUUGCAACAAGUAUUUAAAAAUAUAUAUGAUUCAAAUAAACACAAACUUUCAAAUUAUAAUGAUAAUGGCGAUAGCAAAUAUACUAAAUUAAGGGAAGCAUGGUGGGAUGCUAAUCGAAAAGAUAUUUGGAAAGCGAUGACUUGUGCUGCACCGGAAGAAGCAAAAAUUUAUAUUACCAAAGAAGGUGGAUAUAUAUCUCCUUUAACCUCGACCAAAAACCAUUGUGGGCAUAAGGAUGAUCCUCCUGAUUAUGAUUAUAUUCCUCAACCUUUACGCUGGAUAAGUGAAUGGGGCGAACAGUUUUGUUUAUACCAAAAACAUUUAUUGGAAUCGAUGAAAAUUUGUGAGAAUUGCAAGAAAAACAGUGGAGAAUGUAAACAAAGUGUUCAUGGAGCAUGCAUGGACUGUAAAAAAAAAUGUGAAGAAUACAAGAAAUUUAUAGAAAUUUGGAAAAAACAGUUUGAAACACAAAACGAAGCAUAUAAAGAAAUAUAUAAAAAAGCUACAUCUAACGGAAGAUAUUUUAAUGGUAUUGAUGAAAAUACUAAAAAAUUUGUAAAAAAACUUAAGGAUACCUGCAAAACGGGGGACUUAGCUAGUGCAGAUAAAUAUCUUGAAAAUGGAAGUGUUUGUCGAAGAUUUAAAUUUGUUAAAACUGAUACUCAUAUUAAAAAUUACGCUUUUCACAACACACCACUUAGUUACAAAGAACAUUGUGAAUGUGCUAAAAAUUUUGAUCCAUUGGAUGAAUGUCCUGUUGACAAGGACGAAUGCAAAAAAUAUGGUAGAUAUUCUUGUAGGAAAAAUCACUAUAACAAAAAUCCGAUAGAAUGGACAAAUCAUUUCGUAAAAAAAAGUAUAAGGAACUAUGAAGCUGUGAUGGUGCCUCCUAGAAGAAGACAGUUAUGUUUGAUAGGUAAUAGAAGAUUUGUUGGUAGAGUCAAAGAUGAAAAAAUGUUCAAGGAAUAUCUUCUUCGUGAUGCAUCCAGUGAAGCAAAAAUGCUGAGUCAAUACUAUAACUUUGAUAAUGAAAAAGCAUUACAAGCUAUAAAAUACAGUUUUGCAGACAUAGGAAAUAUUAUCAAAGGUGACGAUAUGUUAGACGAUGGAAUAUCCGAAAAAAUAGAAAAUAUUUUUGAACAUAAAAUUAACAAACGAACUCAUUCAUCAUCAUUAUCAUCAUCAUCGUCAUCAGGACCAAAUAUCACACCUUCAACUUGGUGGGAAAAAAAUAAAGAAAAAAUAUGGUAUGUUAUGAUGUGUUAUUACACUGGAGAACAUAAAACAGCUACUAGUUGUCCAUCACACAAUGAUAUUGAUAACGAAGAUCAAUUUCUUAGAUGGAUGACUGAAUGGGCCGAAUAUUUCUGUAAAGAAAAAAAAAAAGAAGUAGAAGAAUUAAUUGAGAAAUGCAAGACAGAGAUUACAACAAAAACAUAUCCCACCUCUAAUCAGAAUAAACAGAGUUCAUGUUACAAAGUGUUAGAAAAAUAUAAUCAUUGGCUGUAUAAUAGAAAGCUCGAAUGGAAUGAUAUAUCGAAAAAAUAUCAAACAUAUUAUAAUGAAAAUUCUAAAUCAACACAAUUGAAACGAAGUGCUCAAGAAUAUGUUGAUCAGAGGUGUAAGGAAUGUACAUGUAAUUUUGAUGAAAUAAUAGAAAAAUACGAUAAAAGUGGGAAUGGAAUUUCAAUAGUUCAUAGUUUAUUAAAAGAUCUUAAUCCAGGAAGAACAUGCGGUCCAGAUACAUCUCAUAAAAGUGACACAAAACCACCCUUACCCCCACCUCUGCCUCCAGCAGUAGAUCCCCCUCAAGCGGAGGAACCGUUCAAUCGUGACAUUCUGGAAAAAACCAUUCCUUUUGGAGUGGCGUUGGCAUUAGGAUCCAUUGCUUUUUUAUUUUUGAAGAAAAAAACACAAACUCCCGUGGACCUAUUCAGUGUUAUUAAUAUACCCAAAAGUGAUUAUGAUAUACCUACAUUGAAAUCCAAAAAUAGGUACAUACCAUAUAAAAGUGCUCAAUAUAAAGGCAAAACAUACAUUUAUAUGGAAGGAGAUUCAGACGAAGAUAAAUAUGCAUUUAUGUCUGAUACUACUGAUGUAACUUCCUCAGAAAGUGAAUAUGAAGAAUUAGAUAUUAAUGAUAUAUAUGUUCCUGGUAGUCCUAAAUAUAAAACUUUGAUCGAAGUGGUAUUGGAACCAUCAAAAAGGGAUACACAAAAUGAUAUACCUAAUGAUAUACAAAAUGAUAUACAAAGUGAUGGUAUACCUAGUAGUAAAAUUACAGAUAAUGAGUGGAAUACAUUGAAAGAUGAAUUUAUAUCACAAUAUCUACAAAGUGAACAACCAAAUGAUUAUAAAAAUGGAAAUAUUCCAUUGAAUACACAACCGAAUACUUUAUAUUUUGAUAAACCUGAAGAAAAACCUUUUAUUACUUCUAUUCAUGAUAGAAAUUUAUAUAGUGGAGAAGAAUAUAGUUAUAAUGUUAAUAUGGUUAAUAGUAUGGAUGAUAUUCCAAUUAAUCGUGAUAAUAAUGUUUAUAGUGGUAUAGAUUUAAUUAAUGACGCACUAAAUGGUGAUUAUGACAUUUACGAUGAAUUGUUGAAACGAAAAGAAAACGAAUUAUUUGGAAAAAAUUAUAAGAAAAAUACAUCAAACAAUAGUGUAGCUAAAUUAACAAAUAGUGAUCCAAUUAUGAACCAAUUAGAUUUGUUACAUAAAUGGUUAGAUAGACAUAGAGAUAUGUGCGAAAAGUGGAAAAAUAAUCACGAACGAUUAGCCAAAUUGAAAGAAGAGUGGGAAAAUGAGACACAUAGUGGUAACACUCACCCUAGUGAUAGUAACAAAACGUUGAAUACCGAUGUUUCUAUACAAAUACAUAUGGAUAAUCCUAAACCUAUAAAUCAAUUUACUAAUAUGGAUACUAUCUUGGAAGAUCUGGAAAAAUAUAAUGAACCUUAUUAUGAUGUACAAGAUGAUAUUUAUUAUGAUGUAAAUGAUCAUGAUGCAUCAACUGUGGAUAGUAAUAAUAUGGAUGUUCCUAGUAAAGUACAAAUUGAAAUGGAUGUAAAUACGAAAUUGGUGAAAGAGAAAUAUCCUAUAGCAGAUGUAUGGGAUAUAUAA
This is a messenger RNA of Plasmodium falciparum 3D7, 8583 nucleotides long. Its product is annotated as erythrocyte membrane protein 1, PfEMP1. Gene Ontology annotation, cellular component: membrane. Lineage: Eukaryota; Apicomplexa; Aconoidasida; Haemosporida; Plasmodiidae. The transcript is spliced from 2 exons. The coding region runs from base 1 to 8583 and encodes 2860 amino acids. The record is from RefSeq and is a predicted model, not a curated record. Gene Ontology annotation, molecular function: nucleic acid binding; host cell surface receptor binding; nucleotide binding.